Messenger RNA from Dreissena polymorpha, 5542 nucleotides. RefSeq names its product coiled-coil domain-containing protein 180-like. The coding region runs from base 200 to 4819 and encodes 1539 amino acids. The transcript is spliced from 39 exons. NCBI's taxonomy places the organism in Eukaryota, Metazoa, Mollusca, Bivalvia, Myida, Dreissenidae. The record is from RefSeq and is a predicted model, not a curated record.
CUGCAAUCGUUACUGUUCGUCGUAGGUUUUAUCCAACGGGCACUUGUUGUUGUGGAAACGAGUCAAAAUGGCGAUUUACAUGUAAAAUUACAAACGUAAAUGGAAGUAAACGGCUCUUAAAAUUGAUGUUCAACUCACCGUAAAGCUCUCAAGUUUUAUACCGUUAAUGUUUGAAGUGUGAGACGUGAACAUUCUCACAAUGGCUGAAACAAAAUCAAUGAGAGUUGUCCCAAGUGGCAAGAUUUACCGACAGAUGUUUGAAGCACAGGUUCAACUAAAUCGUAGCCUGACAAAGAUCCAGCGAGAUUCUACCACUGUUACAAAGUCCUCCCAGCUGGGUGCAAGUGUUCCGGUUGUUCAUCUGACAAAGGAUGACAUUGAACAUGGGCUCCUGGAUGAAAGGCAGCGUACCUGGGCUGAUGGCUUCCCAAAUGAUCCCUUCACUGAGAACCCUGUGGCCUACAAGCAGUAUGCUGAGUACAUUGGUUCCCAGAUGAAGGAACCAGUAAGCUCCAUUGAGGGCAGGGAAGUGAGAGGACUGCCUGAUGUUGUUGUGGCUGCCAAGGACAAGUCAAAUAUAAUUGAGCGUAUAGCGGCCAGCCGUAAGGAGAGACAUGAGUCUACCGUGGAUGAGAUGCAACAGGAGUUGAGUCUGAUCAACGCUGAGAUGGAGCCCCGCAUUUCUGAGGCCUGUUCUGGUCUCCUGCAAAGACUUGAGGAAGAUGAUAAGGAGAUAGCAAGGAAACUUGCCCGCAUAGAGACAGAUAAGGAUCUACUUUCGUUUUCUCUCAACGCUCUCAACAAUCUCUGGGCGGACAUACAGGCGCAAUCCGAGCAGCGUCAAUCUUGGAUCGUCUCCCUUGAUGACUCUCUGAAGAAGGUGGAAGACGACCGGAUGGAAAUGAUUCGUCAAGUGUUCAAGGACUAUGCAAAGACGCUGGAAAAAAUUGCUCACAUCCUGGCCCCAGAUCUACAAAGGUUCCUUGACAAGGAGUCACAGGUGAUUAACCAGACUGUGCUCAGUAACAGGCGAGCUUAUGGGGACCUUUACGUGCGACUGAUGUCUAGCGACAUUGAGAGGGAGCGUGCCCAGAACAAUGUCUGGCGUCGUAGAGUGGAUGACUGGAAAAUCCUGAAAACUGAACUGGCAAUUGAACAAUUCAGAACAUUUAUGGAGGCUGAUAGAGUUGUCUCCCCUGUGGAAGUACAGAAGCAGCUCACCUACAUGCUCAAAGAGCAGGAAAUCCUGAACCAGAAACGCCUUGAGCUUGUCAAUCAAUUGAGAGAUUUAAUGCCACCAUCUUCCACAAAGACCUCAGUAUACCACUGGAAUAAAGGAAUACAGGACAUUUCACAGGAAAUUGAUACAACCAACCAGAUACAUCUCUCCAAACUUCACAAGGAGUACGAGACUGUCUGCCAGGAUUGUUUGCAGGAAAUCGAGAGAAUCAAGCUGGAUCUGCUGGACACAGGAGUGUGCUCAGAGAGCCGUGCCAAGUCCGUGGUGGAAGAGUUUAUGAUACCGCUGGUAGGGGAGAGACAGGGAGUCUACGAGAGAAACUUAGAGACCAUGGAGAGAGCCCUGGAGGAGCAGAACAAGAUGUCUGGAGAGCAGCUGAAGUCCCUGUUCAAGUUUGCGCAAGGUGCGGCCCACGUGUGGGACGUACACGAGAUAGGGCUGGCUAGGCAGGAGCGCUCUCUACAAGAGAAACUGGAACAGUGUCGACAGACACAUGACAACCAAAACCAGGACAAAGAGGCCCAUCUGGAUAUCAUCAUGGACCGUAUGAGACAGGACGCCACAGAGAAGGCAUUGAAGGACAGCCUCACAAGGGCGCUCGAAAUGCUGGAUAAGAUCAGACAUGCUUAUGAAGUGUUCCACAGCGAUCAAGAGAACAUUGUGAAGCAAUACCCAGAUAUGGUGAAGUCUGAACUAAACAACUAUGAUGAGGCCCUAUGCAAGCUGUUCUCAUUGGAUAGGAACAAGCCGUCAGAACAAACAAGGGAAGCAACUCAAGAUAGUAUCACACCGGAUGAUACUAUUGUCGAGGAUGGGAUGGUUGGCAAGAAGAAAUCUAAGACACCUCUUCAGAAGCCCGUGAAACCAGAACAGCCCAAGGAGAUUAAGGACAUUCCAAGUGCUAUCAGUGAAGUCCUACAGACGAAGAAGGGCACCAUGUUUUACGUGCUCACGGUCGUAGGCGAGCACGGGAUCCCAGCGGAAUAUGGCGGAGUUAGCGAGAGGAGAGGACGAUCCAUGUCUGUGGUGGAAGCAACAGAUGAUCCGGCGUUCAUGACAGAGGUUUCCGGUCUGUCUGAGGAUCAGGAUUGGCGACCGGAUUACAUCAAAACCAUUGAUGUCCCGGAAAGCCUCCUUGUGGAAAUUCGUAAAAUCAUCCGGUUAAACUUCCUGAACCACCUUGAAGACUGGACAGAUCAAGCAUCAGAGCGGGCGUCCAGUGUUGUAGUUGCAAAAUGUGAGGAGCUAAACAGCGAACUUGACCUUCGUCUUCACCUGCACAAGCCUAGGGCGCGCAGAGCUGAAUACGAUGUUCACAAUGUUCGAGCAGCUGAGCUUGUGAUGCACUCUGAGAGAGUCACCCGUCACUGCAAGGGGAUCACGCAGGCGCUGACAGAGGUGCGGAACCGUUUUGUCUCCAUGACAACCGAACACAACGAGCUGGCCAGCAAGUUCCGCAAGGACAUCGAGGCACUCGAGGUGGUCUUCAUAAACGCUACCAAGGCUUCCAAACUGUACAACUUGAAGAAUCAGCUGAAUGUUGAGCUGGACAAGUUCAUGUCAGUUAUCCGCGCGUCUCUGCGUCAGUUCAGACAGCACCUUGACGAGACCCUGCAGAUGCUGAGAGAGUCUAACGCACGGUUCAUCAAGUCCUUUAAGGUAUUUAGCGAUGGUGGCAACUUCUGCCCUGAAGAGAUCGAGGACUAUCGCAAGCGUCUGGACAAGAUGGCCGCCAAUGUGGACAAGGCUGAGGGCUCCAUCAUGUCUGACCUGGAGGAUAUGGAGUCCAAACGUCUGGAGCAGGCCACCAAGGUUGCCAUGGAGUUUGAAGACAGGUUUAAGAGCCACAUGUUUGACCUGAUAUUCAUGGAGAAGAUAGCCCGCUGGCUGACCAACACGCAGGUGAAAAUCAAGGCUGAGGUGGCCGAAAGCAACACCCAUGCACAGAAGCUAGCAAAACACCUCAGCGACAUUGAGCGACGGAUUGACGCGUGCGCUCGACCCAACCUUGAUAAAGAGCAAAUCACAUCUGAGCAGCUCAAUGCCAGCCUGAAGGGAGUGUUUGAGGCUUUCCACACACGCAGCGUGUACCUGAACUGCCUGAAGGACCCCACCAUGAGACCCCCGUCCAGCGCCAUGCAGGGACCACCAGCAGUCGGGGCCAGGGUAGGCUUUGUGCAGGACACCGGCCCCACUCCCAUCAGCAAGGCCGGCAAGCAGCCAGCUGAGGACCCUUCUGUAGGGGUCAUAAAAGGGAUCAUGCGGACCAACAAGAGCAAGAUGAGGUUUGGCCUCGAUGCAGAGCUUGAUGGAGAAUAUGCACAAUCUGCUGAGGCCCGCGAGAAAGCCAAGUCAGCCAUGUCGACCACGAACACAUCUGAUCGAGGUAAAGCGUCCCAGGUUCGUCACGGUCUGUCCCCGGCCUCGGCCUCAGAGAGCAUCCACAGGAAAACCCAGUCAGCUGCGGCAUCAAGUUCGUCCAGAACCGAUUUUGGGAUGCGACGUACAAGCAAGCCAGCCAAGUACGAGAGAAAGACUGUGAUAUUUGGGGAUGCGGCAGAGGACGAAACUGACAACACAAGUCAUUUCCUGGGUAUCGUGCGGAAAACACUCAGAGAGGCACUAGAAGGACUGUUUGCUGCUUCAGAGAUGUACUAUCGUCAGAAAGGAAUGAGGCCCGUGACGAGACCCCAGGCCCUGCAGGAGACGUACGAGCUGUGUGCCGAUGUGAUUGUACAGAAACUGCAGUCCUAUUAUCAACAGGCUGACGAAUACCACAACCAGUGCCUGCAGGAGUUCCGAUCACAGUUGAGCAGUCUGGAGAAGUGGGUGGCACACAUUCCAGAAUUGGUGGUGUCUGACCUACUGAAAGACCAUGUGGAGGCGGGGCAAACCAGCAGGACAGAGCAGGAGGGCAGAUACAAGCAGCAGCUGACUGAUCUGAAAGACAGACAGAAGCAACAUGAGCAGUCACUGCGCCCCAGCCUGGGCCACCCCCAUCAGCAGGGGAUCCUGACUGAGCUGUGUAACCAGGAGACAGACAGACACAACAAGUACCUGGCUGCCGUAGAAGCUCAAACAAAGGCAUUGCAGAACAACGCAAUGGAGCACGCGCGUGUGUUCCUGGAGAGUCUCGCCAGGCUGUCUGAGAACCAGCUGCUCCAGUAUGAUAACAUGCUGGUUGUAGACGAUGUCCAGAAAGGACGUGUGGAUGCCAAGAAGUACCCUACGACAGAGCUGAUACGGAGGAGGAAUGCAGGGGAACCCCUAGAGGAUAAUGAGGACAAAAAUGCCCUACCAAGGGGCAAAAACACCUGGACAGGCAUCCCAAACAACGAGCUAGUGGCCGGAGAGAAGCCUGCCAAGGUGCAGACCACAGCCUCAGUCACCACAGCCAAGACUAGCCUGGGACACAGCGCCACCAUGACGACCAGGGACCAGGCAUACCUGGAGUACAAGGCGAAAUUCGAAGCUACUCUUCAGGAAAUAGAAGAGGAGAAGCAGCGUCUGCUGGUUGCUGAGCAGCGCUGGACUGAUAGUUGGAACACCUCGGUCCAGAAAGUGAAAAUGCUCUAUUAAAAUGAAUUGACAUUUACAUUGUUGUUUGAUAUUUAUUGUGAAUUUGGUAUAAUGUUUCAAAUCUUUGUACAUAACGAUUGAAUAUGUUUAGAUUGUUUUAAUAUGUGGAAUAAAGAAAGUUUACAAAUUAACUUAUUAUUGGAAAACCAUUAACUUAUUGUGCUUGAGAUAACUAUAAUAAUUUUAUUAUAUAAUAUUGAAGUUGGGAAAAGAUGAGAAAUGAAAUGUUUGUAAUUAUUAUUAUAUUCUCUUGGACUAGGAUUUACCAUAGGCUACUGUUCUGCCUUUGUUUGUUUUAAAAUUAAAAGUACUUCUUUUUCAUUUUUACAUUUAAUUUAAAGUGUCUAAACGUAACUUCCUUUACAUGAAAUGAGUCUCUUCACUCUACGUACAUAAUGUUUAUUGAUGAGUGUAUAUGUACUUUACCUUCAUGUUUAUUGUAUACAAAAAUGUAAUGAUCCUUUUGAAUAUCCGUCCAUUUUCAGUGGCUUGCUUGUACAUGUCUGUGGUACAGUUUAUGUAAUGCAUGAUGCAUAAAUAGUGCAGUACUAAAUACCGUUCAACUUCUUUUUGAUAAGGAAACAAUAAAUCAUAAUCCUCUUAAAAUUUAUAAAUACUAUAUAUUUAAGUAGUUAAUGCUGCAUUCGUGAGGAUAGCUGUGAUAAUUUAUGAAUUUCGUUUUAAAUAACGUGGGCAACCAGUUUGUUUUGAAAAUAAAAAUUA